AUGGCAACACAGAAAGCCGUGGUAAUUCAGGGCCCUGGGGUGGCCAAGCUCGUCACCGACCGGCCAAUCCCCCGCCUCCGAGACGACUACAUCCUGGUCAAGACCGCCGCUGUGGCCCUGAACCCAACAGACUGGAAGCACAUUCACUCGCGCGUCAAGGAGGCUGGCCCGCUCGUUGGAUGCGACUAUGCUGGUGUCGUUGAGAAAGUGGGCUCAAAGGUGACGAAGUCCUUCAAGCCUGGAGACAGAAUCUGUGGCGCUGCCCAUGGGUCGAAUGCUGUCGAGCGGGAGGAUGGAACUUUCGCCGAGCACAUUGUUGUCAAGGGCGACAUGCAGAUUGAGAUUCCGAGCAAUUUGAGCGUCGAGGAAGCGGCGACGCUGGGGGUUGGCAUCACGACAGUUGGCCAGGGACUGUAUCAAACGCUCGGGAUGAAGUUGCCCAAUGAGCCGUUGAAAGAGCCCGCCCCAGUCCUCAUCUACGGAGGCAGCACCGCUACCGGUACCCUGGGAAUCCAGUACGCAAAGUUGUCCGGCUACACAGUCUUGACCACCUGCUCCCCUCGCAACGCCGAGCUGGUCAAGGCUGCAGGGGCAGAUUUCGUGUUCGACUACAACGACCCCGACGUCGGCCAGAAGAUCAGAGAGCACACCAACGACAACCUACACUAUGCAUGGGACACCAUUUCGCUGCCUGCAUCGGCCAAGAUUUGCGCCGAGGCACUUUCGUCAGCUCCCGGUGGCAAAUACGCUUCCCUGAGCUCCGUCGACUUUCCCCGCAAGGACUGCUCCAGCGGUUUCACGCUUGCUUACACGGCCCUAGGGGAGGCUUUCACCUUUGGAGAUAUCAAAAUACCCGCGAAGCCUGAAGACUACGAGUUUGCCAAGAUGUUUUGGGAGCUCUCGAGAGAGCUGUUGGCGGAGGGUAAAAUCAAGGCCCAUCCGAGGCGCGUCCGGCAAGGGCUCGAAGGAGUGCUAGAAGGACUACAGGAGCUGAAGGAUAACAAGGUCAGUGGCGAGAAGCUGGUAUACACGCUGUAG
Molecule: messenger RNA, 1038 nt
Organism: Purpureocillium lilacinum
Lineage: Eukaryota; Fungi; Ascomycota; Sordariomycetes; Hypocreales; Ophiocordycipitaceae
Molecular function (GO): oxidoreductase activity, acting on NAD(P)H
Source: RefSeq, a predicted model, not a curated record